This is a messenger RNA of Ectocarpus sp. CCAP 1310/34, 3344 nucleotides long. The record is from the annotation of a GenBank genome assembly. Lineage: Eukaryota; Phaeophyceae; Ectocarpales; Ectocarpaceae.
CCACAGCAAAGGUUGGCGGUGCUACAGCAGUGGCGAUUGCCGAGGAAGAGGAACGAGAAGAGAGCGGAAAACAGGCAAACACGGGCGAAAACAAUGGACGCCCUUCGGCGGGAGGCACACCGCCUGGAAGCCGACCUUGAGGUCAAGACACAAUCGUACUCGAGGCUGGCCCAGCGGGUGAACUCGGACAUCCUCUACGAUGCAGAGGACCCAGUGGAUAGCACCCAGGAGCAGCUCUUGGCGGGGGAGAUUGACGAGCUUCUAUCCGCGCUGGGAGAUUGCAACGAGCGAAUGGGCGCCGAGGUUGCCAAGGGGGCACGCAAGGCAGACUCAGCCAUGCUGCAAAGAUAUCGGGAGAUCCUUUUCGACUUCUCAACGGAGUUCAAGAAGACCUCCGCGGCGUUGCAGCGCAAGAGGGAUACUGCGGAGCUUUUCAAGUCGUCCAGAGCCGAUCGCGGCGGGGGCGAUGGGACGGGGGAUUUCGAGCAGGAGCAUCUCCUCCGUGAGCAGAACGCCAUCCACAACUCUCUCCAGAGCGCCACGGGUGUGCUAGGGCAAGCCGCGGAGGCGAGGGAAAGCCUGAGGCAUCAGCGGGCUACCCUGGGAGCCGCAUCGUCGACAUUGUCGUCCAUGCAGAACCGUUUCCCGGCAAUAAACCGAGUCGUAGAGGCGAUCCAGAAGAAGAAGGCCAAGGACCGAUUGAUCAUCGCGGCCGUCAUGGCCGCUUGCAUAUUCUUCACGUUCUGGUACAAGGGCUGGCUCUUGUAGGCCACCCCUGCGGGGUUCUCCCAGACGUUGUGUUGUUUUUUUGCCAGCUUGGGGUGGGGGGGAGUCGUGGUCUCUCUCUCUCGAUGCGGCGUUUUCUUGGCAGCGAAAGCUCGCUAUCAGGAACGGGAGCAGUACGGCCGGUUUGUGUACCAAGCAGCUUUGGGGAUGGUUGCUUCAGUUGCAGGAGCGAGUCGAGAGGGGGGGGGGGGGGGGGUUCAGUCAGGUGCGACUUUAUGGUACUCCACGGACCAGUUUUUUUUCUGCGAGUUCCGCCGUGAUGUGGAGCAAAUCGUACGUCGUCGGGAGGCGUGAUCGACGUAUGCCCAACUUUGCUGUGUAAAGAGUCUAUUAUUGUAGACGUCGACCGGUUUUCGCGUUCCGGCUUCGACGCCCGCAUAGCGUGUGAGAGUCUAGUAGACGCUCAUCGUUUUUCCGCGCGCCGGCUUCGACACACGCACGCACUCCUUGGGCCCGUGCAGUUCUCGCUUGGUCGUAGUGCCCUCCAGAUAUUGGUACAAUUUAAGUGAGCAGCUCGGAAGGGCGUGUUUUUCCUUGCAAUGGAGUCGUGAGCUUGGUCCUCUCCGCGUUGUACAGGUACAGUAGUAGCGGGGAUGUUGUUUGAGUGUCGUUCUGUACAGGAAGAAUGGUUGCGACCUUCUUGCCCAAGGUGUAGUUUCAGGCGACGGCGCCAAGUAGUACUAAUCAUGUGACUAUUUUAAUAUUGCGGCCGUAUUCCGUACACAAAACGAAGGUGUCUCGCCGACCUUUGGCGGGUGCUCGUGGAGCACUCUCCCGCUCUUUUACAGGUUCACGGCGAAUUGUGUUCCUGUCGAAACAGCAUCCAAAUCGACGUUGUUGUUGUUGUCUGCUGUCAAAGAGAUGUCCUGGGCCUUGCCUCUCACCAUACCAGUCGGUGACUGCCUACCACGCUCUCCUUAAACCAGCAGAGUGGGGACGUGAAGAUGCGCGGAGGCUUGUUUGUCUGUUUCCGUGCACCUGUUGCUGAUGACCCUGUUUUUGGGCGAGGUGGCGUGUUGUCUGCGGGGCGUGCGCUCUGGGAGCACAUUCAUUUGUUGUUCGCACGUGUCACGCGUUUUUUUCGGAGGCGCGAUUGUUUUUUUUUCCCGCAUGGAUGCCCGUGCGUAUGUCGCCCGUGUGUCUGUUGGUUGCCCAUUUAUUGGUGGUAAGUCACAUGACACAACCUUUUUUUCUAGCACCUGGUUGUGUUUGCCUCCGCUGGCUUUUUUAGCUUCACGGGGUGAAACAACACGCGUGCCUGGUUUGUUUUGGGCUUUUUUGCUCAAUUGCGUGGUACCGCCUAUUUCUUCAGAGUGGUGGUGGUGGUACCCGAAUUAUACGCGUUUAUUUUUUCGGCAAGCCUCAGGCGGUCGGGUGCUGCUGUUGUGAGGCAGUGUCCGGUGGCGACUGCUUAUUUCUCCCCUGCUGGUUUGUCGUCAAACACGGCCUGCGCGGUAUUUUCAGGCCGUGUCGCCCGCCGGCUACGGUUUGUCCCAUGGGGGAGUCCCCCUGUGUUGUUGUUGUUGUGUAUUUGAGUAUAAUUCGGUGGUUUGGGUUGUAGUAUGACCCUAUCGCUGUUGCCACCACUAAUGCUGUUUUGUCAACAAUCUCUACGACGUACCAACGGUCCAUUGAUUGCGUUCGCAAGAUCAUCUCUACCCGUUACCCACGGUUAACGUCACACCGCAUCAUUAUUUGUUUCCCAACAUUUUCAACGUUCGUCUUGUGUGCUUGUUAAUCAUCUCAUGUGUUAUGUAAACGUCGUUGUCUGAGGUUGGGCUGAAACCAGCAGCGAGUGACUAAGACACUGAGACGUGAGUGUUCAAGUUUGUCGAAACGUGCUUGAAUCCGAACCCCAUACCAAAUACAAGUAUUAUUAUUGCUGUUAACAACGCAUUAUCGAGAGGAAACAAAUUCUCGCGCUAAGUAGGAAACGUGCGUUGUCCUCAGUUGUUUCUAGAAAAUACAUACACAGAAAGACUACCCGUUCGAGAUGUGCUCCUGACAAGGUGGUGACGAGAGCGAAGGCCACAACAGCAGUCCGCAGGCUUGUCAAUGAAGAGCAGCUGACUAAAACAAACGCCGUGUGUGCCUGACGCCACUUUCGAUCGGACCAUCCAUCCAUGUGACGUGUGACCCUCGUGUCAGAAUCAAUGUAGCAGGUCAGGGCCUGAUGUUGAUGCGACCGUGUCAUGUUCUAUUUGCGGCAGUGCUUCUUCGACACGCGUUAAUUAAAACUGCUGGUGUGCUCACCACCUCUAAACAUUGAGCUUUCGCAAGAGCCCCAGAAAUACUCAGAACUCUUUUUUUUUUUUUUUUUCCAAAUACAACACAACGAGUCCAUUUCCGUCAGAGAAAAGAGUCAAAGACAGAUUAGCAAUGGAAUCAUAGCGUCAAAGAAAACUACCUGUUGUGUGUCCACGAUUUCCCAGACAGCAUAUAUGGACAUCUCCCCUGCGGAUAACAGGCUCAACAAGACAGUUUGGUAGCUGUGUUGUGUGUCUUAUAUAUGUUAUGUUGGGAAGGUGUAGACGAAAAGUGUUGGGCUGUUAGUUAGU